AUGGCUUUUCGGGAUAACCGCAACGCCGACGAUGGCGGAGCGGACAAGCUGCGCAUUUCCAUGACCAACUUGAUCCUUGGUCGAGACCCCAUCGUGUCAGGCAACAGGCAGGGCCAGCGCAAGGAUGAGACCGCCAAGAUACACGCGUCUGCUAACGGCACUGGUGGUGAAGCUGAGAAAAUUGUUGACACUUCUGUCGCUGCCAGCCAGGCAGAGGAAAACAAAGACGCGGCCGCGCCCACCGGUGGUGACGCCGCUGAGACUGCCAGCGAGGUGGCCAGCUCCUGCUCGCAUGGUGCAUCGUCUGAUGAGUGCUCGGACUGCAAGAACAAGUGCAGCGAGUAUGAGGAAGCUGAAGGUAACGAUCAGGAGGGCUCUGCUUCCGCUGAGGACACUGUCUCUGUCGAGAACUCUGCCGCUGCCCAGGACGAGAACUCGUCUGUUGGUGCAGAUGCCGACCAGCCCUCGUCUCCGGCUUCGGCCUCUGCCUCGGCCAACGACGGCGACUCCGCAAGUGAGGGUAACACGGGAGAAUCGCCAGACAAGGUUGCUUCCGCGUAUGAUGGCUCUGCUCAGCCGUCCGACAAAGAAUUGUCGGUUCACAGCAGCUCUGGUGCCGAGAGCGGCGGUGAAGAUCAAGACUCGUCUGGAAAGGGCGACGACGCUUCUACUGGUAUUAGUACUCCUGGAGCGGACUCCUCCAACGACGGUGCCUCUGACCAAGGCAGCCACAAGGCGGCAUCCGCAGAGAACACUGACAGCAAUGAGAGCAGCGGUCCAGGCCCCGCCUCCGACUCUGGAUGGUCCAUCUCGGAGGACCAUUUGCUUCGUGGCAUGAAGGAGGCUGGCGAUGUCACCUGGGCUGAGAUCGGACAGGCCCUCAACCGUGGCAAGAACGAAGUGAAGGCACGUUGGAAGGUCAUUCAGAAGGCUGGCGAGAAGCAUACCGCGGAUGCCGACAAACCACAGUCUUCGGCUUCCGAGCCGUCUGGCGAGAACAAGAAACCCCGCAAGCUUGGAAAGGCCGACAACUCCCAGGCCGCGUCGUCGGAUGGUAACGACGGUGAUGCAGAGUCCGUUGGCGAGGCCACCAAAGGCUCCAAGAGCAAGGGCAAAGGUAAAGGCAAGGCGCCCGCCAUCAACCACCAACCCAAAUGGCGCCGAUACAAGGGCCAAGACCAGAACAAGUCCGCCAGCUCCAAGGCCGCAACCAGCGAGCAUGAAGGCGACGGGUAUGAAGACGGCGAGUAUGAAGAAGAUGACAAUGAGCAGCACGUCGUGCUCUCAGGCGAGGAGGCUUCGUCCGAGAGCUCCUUCAGAAUCGACGGUAAGGACGACGAGGAGGAUGAAGAAGAAGAAGACGACGGCGGCUACCAUGCUGCUCACUACGCCCACAAGACGCGCGAGGAGAUCCGAUACCUUCAUCAGGAGGUCUACCGCGAGCUCUACCCCGACAUGGUCGAUCUGCAGCCUGACGAGUACUUUGGCGAGGAGGACUGCGCGGUCCUCGCUGCUAUGGACAGCAAGUACAAGCGAUCGCGCUACCUCGAGAUGCAGGCCAACUUCUUCAACGCUACCGGCCGUCUCGUCCCGCUGCACCUCAUCCGUGACAAGAUCGAGCGCGCCGAGGAGGAGUCCAGCCGCGGCCGCAGCCGCGAGCCUCGUUCCGCCGCCAACCGCCAUGACGCGGUCGAGAAAUGGGUCAAGGGCGUCGAAGAGGCCGGCGUGCCCGAUGCUGGUGCCGCUGGCACUGCCGACGAAGCUGGUCCUGCCCCGAAGGCUGACCCCGCCGACGAGGCAGCUCUCUAA
Molecule: messenger RNA, 1809 nt
Organism: Purpureocillium lilacinum
Lineage: Eukaryota; Fungi; Ascomycota; Sordariomycetes; Hypocreales; Ophiocordycipitaceae
Source: RefSeq, a predicted model, not a curated record